Messenger RNA from Colletotrichum siamense, 921 nucleotides. Its product is annotated as putative acyltransferase. Gene Ontology annotation, cellular component: membrane; endoplasmic reticulum. The record is from RefSeq and is a predicted model, not a curated record. Gene Ontology annotation, biological process: phosphatidic acid biosynthetic process. Gene Ontology annotation, molecular function: 1-acylglycerol-3-phosphate O-acyltransferase activity. The transcript has 2 exons. Lineage: Eukaryota; Fungi; Ascomycota; Sordariomycetes; Glomerellales; Glomerellaceae. The coding region runs from base 1 to 921 and encodes 306 amino acids.
AUGUCGGCUCUCCUGGGCUACAUCUUCUCCUUCUUGAAGGGUUAUGCCGCCCUCGUCGUCGCCCUCUACAUGCUGUCCUUCGUCGUUCCCAAGGCCGCCUUCGGCGCCCGCGUCCUCGCUUCCUACAUCUCCCUCGUCGUAGCGGCGCUCUACGGCGUCUUCGCCUCCAUCUUCCUGCGCAUCGUUGGCAACCCGGGCAUCGCGCAAUGGACCACCGCCAGAGCCUUCCACUACCUCAUGGCCCUCACCACCGGAGUGACCUUCGAGCUCGACGACCCUAAGGACAUUCUCGGCAACACGCGGCCUGCCGUCUUCGUCGGCAACCACCAGACCGAGCUCGAUGUUCUCAUGCUGGGCGCCAUGUUCCCUAAGUACUGCAGCGUCACCGCCAAGGCCUCCCUCAAGAAGACUCCCAUCCUGGGCUGGUUCAUGACCCUCAGUGGCUCCAUCUUCAUCGACCGCAAGAACACAAAGGACGCGAGGGAAGCCAUGUCUGGCGCGGCCGACGAGAUCCGCAAGAGGAAGCAGAGCGUAUACAUGUUCCCGGAGGGCACCCGAAGCUACGCAAAGGAUCCCGUCCUGCUGCCCUUCAAGAAGGGCGCGUUCCAUCUGGCUGUUCAGGCCGGCGUGCCCAUCGUCCCCGUCGUUGCUGCGAACUAUAGCCACGUUCUCUGGCUCAAGGGCCUCGUCUUCAACUCUGGAAAGAUCCCUGUCAAGGUCCUGGACCCGAUCUCCACCACCGGCCUGACCUCCGCGGACGUCGACGAGCUCACCCGCAAGACCCAGGAGCUGAUGACGCAGGAGUACAUUAGCCUCUCGGAGAAGGCUCAGGGCAGGCCCAUGAAGGUGGCCAUCGCCGGUGACGUUGCGUCCGCAAAGGCAACCGGCGCCGACGCCACGGAUACCGUCUCGGCAUUGUGA